This is a messenger RNA of Passer montanus (Eurasian tree sparrow), 3491 nucleotides long. RefSeq names its product glutamate ionotropic receptor kainate type subunit 4 (gene GRIK4). Bases 472 to 3351 code for a protein of 959 amino acids. Gene Ontology annotation, cellular component: plasma membrane; kainate selective glutamate receptor complex; postsynaptic membrane. Gene Ontology annotation, molecular function: kainate selective glutamate receptor activity; transmitter-gated monoatomic ion channel activity involved in regulation of postsynaptic membrane potential. Gene Ontology annotation, biological process: modulation of chemical synaptic transmission; synaptic transmission, glutamatergic; monoatomic ion transport. The transcript has 20 exons. NCBI's taxonomy places the organism in Eukaryota, Metazoa, Chordata, Aves, Passeriformes, Passeridae. The record is from RefSeq and is a predicted model, not a curated record.
CCUCGUGGGGGUGGCUUUGUGGCCACACGCGUGUCCUUCGAGGGGAGGUGCUGCUGGCCGGAGCACCCGGCGCCUCCCCGGGGACCAGCCGGGGAUGCUGAGGGACGGCUCGGCUCGCUCUGCCACCGCAUCCCGGCCGCUCUGACGGGGCUCCAGCAUCCCUCACCCCCCCCGGAGAUCCCCCCAAGGAGGAGGCAGCCCCUCUGUGCCGGCGAGGCGAGGCAGCCUUUCCUCCGGCAGCCACAUCCCGGCUGGAUGUGAGCGCUGCAGGCAGCCGGGGGCAGAGCCCUCCCCGCCUCCCCGGGCAGCGACUCGGAGCCUACGGCAUCGGAGAGAGCCGGGAGCAUCCCCCAGGAGCCUGACAGCACCGGCAGCCGCCUCUGCCGCCGGCUCCUGGGUGCUCAGCCGUGUGUGCCCGCAGAGUUAUGUCAUGCCCAGACCACCGCAGGGCUCCAUGAGGAUUUAUGGAAGAUGCUCCGUGUCUUGGCGCCUCUGGUGCUCCUUCUGCUGUGGCUGAUGAGGAUCUGGGCCAGCCCCCAUUCCCUGAGGAUUGCUGCCAUCCUGGAUGACCCCAUGGAGUGCAGCAGAGGGGAGAGGCUCUCCAUCACCCUGGCCAAGAACCGCAUCAACCGCGCGCCCGAGCGGGCGGGCAAGGCCAGGGUGGAGGUGGACAUCUUCGAGCUGCUGAGGGACAGCGAGUACGAGACAGCAGAGACCAUGUGCCAGAUUCUCCCCAAAGGCGUGGUGGGAGUCCUGGGACCCUCCUCCAGCCCAGCCUCCAGCUCCAUUAUCAGCAACAUCUGUGGGGAGAAGGAGGUUCCUCACUUCAAAGUGGCUCCGGAGGAGUUCCUGAAGCUGCAGCUCCAGAGGUUCACCACCCUCAACCUGCACCCCAGCAACACCGACAUCAGCGUGGCCGUGGCAGGAAUCCUGAAUUUCUUCAACUGCACCACUGCCUGCCUCAUCUGUGCCAAAGCUGAAUGCCUUUUAAACCUGGAGAAGCUGCUGCGGCAGUUCCUCAUCUCCAAGGACACGCUGUCGGUGCGGAUGCUGGACGACAGCCGGGAUCCCACCCCGCUCCUCAAGGAGAUCCGAGAUGACAAGACAGCCACCAUCAUCGUCCAUGCCAACGCCUCCAUGUCCCACACCAUCCUGCAGAAGGCAGCUGAACUGGGGAUGGCAUCUGCCUAUUACACCUAUAUCUUCACUAAUCUGGAGUUUUCCCUCCAGCGCCUGGACAGCCUGCUGGACGACCGAGUCAACAUCCUGGGGUUCUCCAUUUUCAACCAGUCCCAUGCCUUCUUCCAAGAGUUCGUCCAGAGCCUCAACCAGUCCUGGCAGGAGAACUGUGACCACGCUCCUUUUACUGGGCCUGCACUGUCCUCGGCGCUGCUGUUCGACGCGGUGUACGCGGUGGUGACGGCGGUGCAGGAGCUGAACCGCAGCCAGGAGAUCGGCGUCAAGCCCCUGUCCUGCGGCUCGGCGCAGAUCUGGCAGCACGGCACCAGCCUCAUGAACUACCUGAGAAUGGUAGAAUUGGAAGGUCUCACCGGCCACAUCGAAUUCAACAGCAAAGGCCAACGCUCCAACUACGCCCUGAAAAUCCUGCAGCACUCUCGUGGUGGCUUCCGGCAGAUUGGCCACUGGCACGUCUCUGAAGGGCUCAGCAUGGACAACAGGAUCUUCUCCUCCAACAUAUCCGACAGCCUAUUCAAUACCACGCUCAUUGUCACCACCAUCCUGGAAAACCCUUACUUAAUGCUGAAGUGGAACCACCAGGAGCUGGAGGGCAACGACCGCUACGAGGGUUUCUGCGUGGACAUGCUGAAGGAGCUGGCGGAGAUCCUGCGCUUCAACUACAAAAUCCACCUGGUGGGCGACGGCGUCUACGGCGUGCCCGAGGCCAACGGCACCUGGACAGGCAUGGUCGGGGAGCUGAUAGCUCGGAAAGCUGAUCUGGCCGUGGCGGGGCUGACGAUCACGGCGGAGCGGGAGAAGGUGAUUGAUUUCUCCAAGCCCUUCAUGACUCUGGGAAUUAGCAUUCUCUACCGAGUUCACAUGGGCCGCAGACCCGGCUACUUCUCCUUCCUGGACCCCUUUUCUCCGGGCGUCUGGCUCUUCAUGCUGCUCGCCUACCUGGCUGUCAGCUGUGUCCUCUUCCUGGUGGCUCGGCUGACACCGUAUGAGUGGUACAGCCCCCACCCCUGCUCCCAAGGCCGAUGCAACCUCCUGGUGAACCAGUACUCCCUGGGGAACUCGCUGUGGUUCCCGGUGGGGGGGUUCAUGCAGCAGGGCUCCACCAUUGCCCCCCAGGCUCUGUCCACGCGCUGCGUCAGCGGAGUCUGGUGGGCAUUCACCUUGAUCAUCAUCUCCUCCUACACGGCCAACCUGGCAGCAUUCCUGACCGUGCAGAGGAUGGAUGUGCCCAUCGAGUCCGUGGAUGACCUUGCUGACCAGACAACCAUCGAGUACGGCACCAUCCACGGCGGCUCCAGCAUGACCUUCUUCCAAAACUCCCGCUACCAGACGUACCAGCGGAUGUGGAAUUACAUGUACUCCAAGCAGCCCAGCGUCUUCGUGAAGAGCACGGAGGAAGGGAUCGCGCGCGUGCUGAACUCCAACUACGCCUUCCUGCUGGAGUCCACCAUGAACGAGUAUUAUCGGCAGCGCAAUUGCAACCUCACGCAGGUCGGGGGCCUUCUGGACACCAAGGGCUACGGGAUUGGCAUGCCCGUCGGCUCCGUGUUCCGCGACGAGUUCGACCUGGCCAUCCUCCAGCUGCAGGAGAACAACCGCCUGGAAAUCCUGAAGCGCAAGUGGUGGGAAGGAGGGAAGUGCCCCAAAGAGGAGGACCACAGAGCCAAAGGCUUGGGGAUGGAGAACAUUGGUGGAAUCUUCGUGGUGCUCAUCUGUGGCUUAAUCGUAGCAAUUUUUAUGGCAAUGCUGGAAUUUUUGUGGAGCCUUCGACACUCUGAGCAGUCAGAGGUGUCGGUGUGCCAAGAGAUGGUGACGGAGCUGCGCAACAUCAUCCUGUGCAAGGACAGUUUCCACCCCCGUCGGAGGCGAGGCGGGGUGGUACGGACUCGCCCCGCUCUGCCCGAGGAGCGCCGAGCCCGCAGCACGACCACGCUCAGCAACGGCAAGCUGUGCAGCGGGGGCGAGCCAGACCCCCUGGCACAAAGACUGGCACAGGAGGCCGCCCUGGUCGCCCGGGGCUGCACCCACAUCCGCGUGUGCCCCGAGUGCCGCCGCUUCCAGGGGCUCCGGGCGCGGCCGGCCGCGGGGUCACCGGCGCGGAGCGAGGAGAGCCUGGAGUGGGACAAGGCCACCAACAGCAGCGGGCCCGAGUAGCGCCGGGCCCCGGGGGGGCAUCGGGGUGGGACGAGAGGGUCCUGUUCCAUUUUACAGAACACGGACUUGUACAAUGUCAACUCGUUUUUAAAUCAAUAGCAGUUUACCCGGCUUCUCCAGAGCAAGGUGCACCUUGGCGU